GAAGGCACCAGGUAAGAGCUUCCUGUUUGCACGCGUCCCUUGACUCCCGGGAAGAUGGUGGCCACCAGGCGAUCAACGAGGCGCAGUGAAUCGGAGGCGGGGAGCAACGAUCCCCCUGAGCAGACUUCAAUGGAAGGCAGUGCAUCUGUGCGAAUAACUAGGAGUAGAAGCAAGGUGAAUUCCCAUGCAAAUGACAUUCCUGAAUCUCCUGGGAAAAUGAAGGCAUCUGAAACAGAGUGGGAUGUGGAAGAGCCUGCAGAGGAACAAUCAACUUUGAAUAAGACUAAAGCUGCAUACUCAAAAGCCUUGGUUGCUGAAGUGCAAGCUGAUGGAGAUGUUUCUGAAGCAGAAUCAAACUGUUCUUCUGUGUCAGGUCUUCAGACACCGUCUUUUAUAAGAAUAACAAGACGACGGCAAAUUGUAGUUCCUUGUCAGCCAGAAUUUCCAGCUAGAAACAGGCAAAGCAAGAAAGCUCCUUCAACUGAAGGAAGCACAUGUCAAGAAGAUGAUGACAUCUCUGAAGCAGAAUCGUGUUCUUCCACUGUUUCAGGAAGGAGGACACCAAAUGUUUCAAGAAGGACUAGAAAUAGGCAGAUCAAGACUAACAUGUCAUUGGUGCUUGAAGCCCAAGCAGAAGAGGUUUCUGAUACAGAAUCAUGGUGCUCAGGCAUUUCUACAGAACCAUCUGCGACAGUAAAGCGGGUGACAAGGAGUAUGCGAUUGAGACUGCCAGGAGAAACACCAUCAAAAAGUGAAAGGAAAAGUGAAGUUAUGGUAGAAAAUGCAAAACUGCCUGAACAUGCAGUUACAUCUGAGACAAUAGUAAUUUCUGACUCUGAACAGCCCACAAAAGAUGAUUUUGAUACAGAACACGCAUUCUCUCUCUCUGACCAGAUAAACAAGAGCCCACAUAAAAGCACGUGCCAUUAUGGAACUGUUGUCAACAGUGAUAUAAAACAGAGCAGCCCUAAAAAAACAGUGACGGAAAACACCCAAAUGUCACCUGAAAAAGAAGUGCCAAAGGGUAUCAAUUAUGAAUCUGUGGGUAAGGCAGGAAGGGACAAUGACAGGAAAGAAUCAGUUUCAAAGCAAAUGUCAUCUAGCACAGACAAAGUGGUGGGGAGCCCAGAUGAAGAAUGUGAUCAAACAAUAGACAAAUCCAUCACAUUAAUUGAAAACCAGUCACCUAUAAAGAGUCAAAGCAUAUCUCCUUGUAAUCACAAAAAUCUUGAUCAAUCUAAUAUUUCUCCAGGACCGGCAACCCCUAGUAAAACCAAAAGCCAUGCAAGAGCCGAACCAUUGGGCAGCAACAAAGAUACACAGAAACAUUUGCUUCAUGUAGAAAUAGACAAGCCAUCCAAUUCAGGUGACCCAAAGAGCAAUAUUAUCCUGUCACUAAGUACUGAAAGCAGUGAUGAUGACUGCAGGGCUUCUGUUGUGAGUAUAGACAGUGAUGCAAGCCCAGAAGAGCCUGUGGCUGAAUCUUCUUCACAUGCAGGCAAAACAUCAGGGGCUGGAAAAUGUUUCACUGUGUCACUUCUUACAAGUGAUGAGAAUGAUGAAUCUGAAGGCAGUGACUUAGAAGAAAUGGAUAAAACACCUGUUAGUGCCAGUAAGCAGGGCACACUGGCCAUGGACAAAUCACAUAAUGAAGAACUGUUUGUCAUAGAUAAAACUGCUGGUUUAGACUUGAACAAAGCAUACUAUUUGGAGGAGAAGGACGUGGUGGAUGAGGAGCAAAGUGAGAAGUCCUCAGACCUUGAAGAUGACAAAGAGGAGUUUAUAGAUGAGGAUGAAGAUGUAUUAAAUGCAAGUAAUAAUAUUUUGUCGUUGUCAAGCAGUAUUGAUCCUGGUCUAAAUAUGAAGAAGCUUGGGGGCUUAUACAUUAGUUUUGAUGCAGAAAGGCAGAAAUCAAGAUCUCAUGGAGUAGUGCCACUAAAAGAGAAAAAGAAAGAUGAGCUUUUGCAGAAGAGUAUUAUAACUCCAGAUUUUGAAAAAAAAGAAUGCAUUCCACCCUUAAGAGAAUCUGUCCAUCAGUUAAAGAAACAACGUAGGGCAGAGAGAGCAAAAACAACAGGUGAUGGCUGGUUUGGCAUGAAAGCUCCAGAAAUGACUGAAGAAUUAAAAAAUGAUCUUAAAGCUUUGAAGAUGCGGGCAGCUAUAGACCCUAAACGAUUUUAUAAAAAGAAUGAUAGAGAAGGUCUUCCCAAAUACUUUCAGGUGGGAACUGUUGUAGAUUCUCCAGUAGACUUCUAUCAUGCUCGAAUUCCCAAGAAAGAGAGGAAGAAGAACAUUGUGGAAGAACUUCUCGCAGAUUCAGAGUUUAGAAGAUAUAAUAAACGGAAGUACCAAGACAUCAUGGCUGAAAAGACAGCCCUUGCAGCAGGCAAGAAAAAUCGGAAGAAGAAGAAAUUUCAUAAAUAGUAUUAAAAAUAUUAAAAAGAGAGCAAAAGAUUA
Pogona vitticeps (central bearded dragon) is the source of this 2457-nucleotide messenger RNA. RefSeq names its product deoxynucleotidyltransferase terminal interacting protein 2 (gene DNTTIP2). Gene Ontology annotation, molecular function: RNA binding. Gene Ontology annotation, cellular component: nucleolus. Lineage: Eukaryota; Metazoa; Chordata; Lepidosauria; Squamata; Agamidae. The record is from RefSeq and is a predicted model, not a curated record. Gene Ontology annotation, biological process: RNA processing.